Messenger RNA from Clonostachys solani, 1101 nucleotides. NCBI's taxonomy places the organism in Eukaryota, Fungi, Ascomycota, Sordariomycetes, Hypocreales, Bionectriaceae. The record is from the annotation of a GenBank genome assembly.
AUGGGUAUUACGUCUCUCUCUGCCGAUGGGGCCGCCUCUGGCGUCAACCCAGCCCCCAUUGUUCCCGGUCUCCAAGUUCCCGGAGCUCCCCUCGCUUCACAGAACCCGUACGGUAUCGACCAGUCUUGUCACAAGAUGUGGUCCAUUGUCGAAGCUUGCCAAGAAAAGCAUGAGGAGUCUCGUCUUCGUGUCAACAGAGAUUGCUUGUGUGAUAGAGAUAUCAUCAGCAGCUGGAUUACAUGCCAUAAAUGCUGGGAUCGAGUCACCUAUCAUUCCAACGGCAAACGCGACCUACCUUCUUCCACUUACCUCAUUGACGAGGUCACUCUUUCUCUUGUUCAAAGUCUUUGCGACCGAACUACAUUGGCCUCGGUAGCUCCCGAUGGAGAUGAUUUCGAUGUGGAGGUAUCUGCCGAUGAAGAUGACCUCGAUGUGAAGGUAUCACUCGAUUGGGACCUAUUCGAAGAGGACACUAAUAAAAAGGAGUGUAACGAAGAUUCCGACGAUGAGGAGUCAGAUGAUGAGGAAUCUGACGAAGAAGAGUCCGACGAUGAUGAUUCUGAUGAAGAGGAGUUUGACGAAGAGGAGUCUGUAGAGGUUGAGUUCAAGGAUGAGGAUUUCGAUGAUGAAGAGUUUAAGGAGUUGGAUCCCAUUGAAGGAUCUGAUGAGAAAGACAUCAACAAAGAAGAGUCUGAGGAAGAUGACAGUGAGGACGACGACAAUGAAGAGGACGCAAACGAAGAAAAAAUUGAUGAAGAUGUCAAUGAAGAAGAGUCCGAUGAGGACCAGCUCUCAGCAGCGAUCGGUGCAGACGGUGUCUUCGGCUCACAUGACUGCGUAACUCAGGGGAAGCAACCCAUGUCCGAGAAUUUCGACCUUGCUUCUGACAAUUCAAUCGGCGCAAGUCUUAGUCAUUCCAAAGACGAAGCACUCAUCAUGAACGCAGUAGGGAAACAAUUGGGCGGAUUCACCAAAACUGGGAAAACUCCAGGCGCCCGCAUCGCUCAUGGCCACGAAUCCAAAGCGAAGAGCAACGCCAAUACACGUGUUGCAAGUGUCGGUCUAGUUAUAUUGGGAUUGUUCGCGGCUUGGGCUUUGUAA